Molecule: messenger RNA, 507 nt
Organism: Prosopis cineraria
Lineage: Eukaryota; Viridiplantae; Streptophyta; Magnoliopsida; Fabales; Fabaceae
Exons: 2
Coding region: 1-507 (168 amino acids)
Source: RefSeq, a predicted model, not a curated record
AUGGUGGCCGAUGCUUUAAGCUGUAAGAGCUUGUAUGUUGUGUGGCUAAUGAUCUAUGAGCACAAGCUAUUAGAGAAUUUCUCUAGUAAACACCAAAAUAGUCCAGAUUUUACUAUGUACAACUUGAAUACAAUGGUAAUCACCAAUAAAUUCUGGAAAGAUUUGAGAAAAGCCCAGCUUGAAGACAAGUAUCUGUUAGAGAUUAGAGAUGAUAUCGAGGAAAACAAGACCAAGGACUUUUGUUUCAAUAAUGAUGGGUUAGUAGUGUUUAGAGAUCGGAAGUAUCAACCUGACCCUUCACAUGUGAUUGAGCCCGAGGAUGUGGAGUUAUGUGAGAAUUUGACAUAUUGGGCAGAGUCGGAGAAAAUUAUAGAUGUUAAGGAGAAACAGAUGAGAAAUAAGACAAUUUGGUUGGUGAAAGUCAUUUGGAGAGGGAUGACUUCUGGUGAUACUACAUGGGAAACUGAAGAGAAAAUGAAAAACCAGAAUCCUCAUUUGUUUUUAUGA